Molecule: messenger RNA, 621 nt
Organism: Lathyrus oleraceus (garden pea)
Lineage: Eukaryota; Viridiplantae; Streptophyta; Magnoliopsida; Fabales; Fabaceae
Exons: 1
Coding region: 1-621 (206 amino acids)
Source: RefSeq, a predicted model, not a curated record
AUGGCUCCGUUUGAAGAUAUGUAUGGUAGAAGGUGUAGGACGCCUUUGUGUUGGUAUGAAUCUGGAGAGAGUAUUGUGGUUGUACUUGAGAUAGUUCAACAAACUACUGAUAAGAUUAAAAUGAUUAGAGAAAAGAUCAAGGUUUCUCAGAGUCGUCAGAAGAGUUACCAUGACAAGAGAAAGAAAGCACUUGAGUUUGAGGUAGCUGAUCAUGUGUUUUUAAGAGUUACUCUAGUAACAAGUGUUGGUAGAGCAUUGAAGUCGCGUAAGUUGACGCCGUAUUUUAUUGGUCCGUAUCAGAUUUCCGAGAAAGAAGGUGAUGUGGCUUAUCGGAUUACAUUGUCGUCGUCACUUGCUAAUCUCCAUGAUGUGUUUCAUGUGUCUCAAUUGAGGAGAUACAUUGCGGAUCCUUUGCAUGUUGUCCAAUUAGAUGAUGUUGAGGUUAGAGAUAAUUUGACCGUGGAGACAUUACCUAUGCAGAUAAAAGAUAGAGAGGUGAAACAACUCCGUGGUAAAAAGAUCGCUUUGGUGAAAGUCGUUUGGGGAGGACCGGCUGGUGGAAAUUUGAUGUGGGAGCUUAAGAGUCAGAUGAGGGAUUCAUAUCCCGAGUUGUUUGCUUGA